AUGGCGCCCCGGUCGGUCUCACAGACCAGCCCUGGAAGUCAAAGGCACCUGACCGCGAUCCUCCCGCUGUACCCAUCGUACCCAGCAAGGGCGACUUCUCUUGGUCUCGCAUCCGCUUCCGACCAUAAGUUUACGAAGGCCACGGUGGGCUGGAUUGCAUUGUGGGAUGAGCGAAUGCGUACAGGCGCUCACAUGGACAUUGGCAGCGCCACGGACAACAAUGGUAGGGGGAGGCGGGUUGCCCUGCACCUGACAGUACACGACACGCGGGAGGAUGGCUCCGAUGUGGUAGCGCCGGGAUCCACCCUCCGAGUCGAUACGGCAGGUGACUUCGAGCGAGUCGGAACGCUCUGGCAAGGAUGCCUUCAUACCGCGCCGAUCCGCCCCGUCGUCGGUCUCAUUUGCAGCCUCCUGCGCAUACGCACGGCAAAGACAUGGUGA
Geosmithia morbida is the source of this 441-nucleotide messenger RNA. RefSeq lists its product as uncharacterized. The transcript is spliced from 2 exons. Bases 1 to 441 code for a protein of 146 amino acids. The record is from RefSeq and is a predicted model, not a curated record. NCBI's taxonomy places the organism in Eukaryota, Fungi, Ascomycota, Sordariomycetes, Hypocreales, Bionectriaceae.